AUGGAUAAUAUGCAAAAUGAUGAAAGUGCAAAAGAAAUGUUUAAACUUGCUGAUUUUGGGCAGAACUUGAGAAUACAUAUAUCUAAUUCUAAACAAAAAUUGGCUAACGAUCAAAGCAAAGGAAAGAUCAACAGCAAACUGCCGAGAAUUGUUCGCCAGUCAGUGCAAUCAAAAUUUUUCAAAAGUAUUGAACAUUUGAAAAGUUUACACGACCAGACUGGAGAUUCAUUACCCGGAUCAAGCAAAAUGGGCGGUUUUCCAAUGAAAAUGAAAAAAGAUGACUCGACAGACAAAUCAAAACCAAGUCUUAUACCGCGUCGAAAAUGCAAUAAAGAAGAUAGUUGCGAGUUGUUAAAAAAAAAUGAAACUUCUAACAACCAGUUUAUACCUGAAUGUAGAAAUGUUCAGAGAGUUCAAAUGUUGAUAAAUCAAGAAUUCUGCCCAGAGGAUCGCGUACCUCCACCGGCGUCGGUACAAUCGACGAGACCUAUUCCAACUCUGGGACAGAUUUAUGGCCGAAUCAAUAUGAUAGAUAGUGACCGACUGAACGAUUGGUUCAUGGAAUUCUCUCCAAUAAAUACAACAGCGUCAAACCCGAUAACUGAAAGUACACUUAAUGAGGACGAUGGAGCUUCAAGUACUGUGGCAUCACCAGCAAAUUGUCAUCAACAAGAGCUUGGGAAACCCACUAUGGUACUAGACAGAAAGAAUAUCGUAAUGAAUGAACUUCAAAGUACUAAUGAAAAUGUCACUGUGUGGCUUUCAUCUGAUGUCCAGUUUCCUACUAGGGAUACUGAAUCAGGUUAUAAAACAAUGAGCAGCAAAAAUGCCGAAAAAUCUACUGUACUAUCAGAGUCGGAUUGUAAGACGGCUAAUUCAAACAAAACGUAUACUUUGGGUAUUAUACAAGACAACAGCUGUAGCUUAUGUGCAUCGUCUAGGCCGGAGUCGGAGUGCAGUGAGGGUCCAAGCUUGUUAUUAAAAGAACAACAAACAGUUGUCCUCUGUAUGUCCCCCGAAAUAGGAAAUAGGCAAGAAAUCACGGAAAGUACUGGUGUUAUUCCUAAAACGAACAUUACUAUCAAAAUAUCACAAGUACCCAAACCAGUUUCAGAACCAAACAAAGUCCCACAGUCAACCGAGCAACCCACCCCUUGCCCUGCAAACGUGAGCCACGCAGUGACACCAACCCAACGAAUACCAGUACCAUCUUACACUGAAUGCUUGUCAGAAAUAUUGCAGAAGACCACCAACUUUGAAAUGAUGGAUGCUAUAGGAGUCGACAAUGAUAAGACACAAACUAGCGCUGUCACCACCGAUACUAGUGAUAAUAUAAUAUCAAAUGAAGAGGCUACAGAGGGAAAAAGAGAUAGGAUGGAUGAGUUUGUUAUUGAAGCCCAGACGAGCCCUGGGUGGGGUCAACUGCCAGAUCAAUCGAAUUCAAAUGAACUGAUUACUGAUAAUUCCACUGCCGUAACCACUGACUGGUCUACCAAGUACAAAAGCGAUACGACUGAAACUGAUUCCAAAAGUAGAGAAAGCCCAAACCGCGACAGCUGCACCAAUAAGAAUGUAUUUUAUAAAAAACACAGUGACAGUAAAGCUAAGAGUAGUCUACCAAACAUAUGCCCGGGGUGCCAUCGCUACAAUAAAUUUCCUAGCAGUCGGUACAAAAUGCUAAGUCCUUUCGUAACCUGGCGACGACGCAUAUCAAUCCGCCGGAUUUGUCGGCGGCGAUUGUGGAACCGUGUGUGGAAGAAGACUGCUGAACGAUGGGCCGCCUGGUCCAUGAGGUCUUCAGUACGAUUUAAAAAAUUCCGCGUCAUGCAGCAUUUGAAACGUAGAACAGUAUGGGAAGACGCUGAUGUACAGACGUAUACACCGAUUUAUAGUGAAACAGGUACAGACAGUGUUCCAAAAGAACUGAAGUCCGCAGCAAUAAGUACUGUGUUCAAUAUGGGAUCCUGGCUGAAUAUUAACAAUCUUAAUGAGUCCACGUAUAAGUUUUCGAAUCAUAAACCAAAAAGCAAGCCUUCAAGUCUAGGCCCUUCCAUGUAUCCAUUUUUGUAUAAUUCACAACAAAGAUCUCCAUCGGCAAGAACGAUAAAUAUAGAGAGAUCUCAAGUAUAUCGUCCUCCUUGUUACCGAGAUAAUUGCAACCGUGCUACUAAUAAUAUCAACAGAUUCUCUUGGAGUACUAACAAGAUUGAAUUCUGCAAAAGUUGUCAGUAUGAAGAUAAACACCUAAUGCCAAUAAAAGUGGAGCGAUCGACCAGUUUCACGCAAAUGUUCUUAUUGAAUUUGUCCAAUCAACACACAGACACGUCAGAUUUACCUUACUUCAUGUACGAUAAGGUAACGAGCACCUUUAUGAGGUCCACCCCAUAUCGAAUGUCUGUAGAAUUAUCGAAGGAUGCCUUCACGCAAAAGAUUAUCAUGUGUCAUAAUGCAGAAACGGACGUAUCAUUCCUUCCAAUGUUCAACCACAGUUCGACAGGAACGAUUACUUCUGCUUGUGACAUAACAUAUUACAAACCAUAUACCGGUUCAGAAAUAACACAACUUAAUGAAACAAAAACUCAGCAAUCAGUGUUUCCUACUUUGCGAAAAUUACAAUCAAGAGCUGUUAGUGCCGAACAACAAAAUGACAUUUCAGAAAUAGACACACAGAUGUCACCAAGCUUGUCUGUUAACAAAAUAACAACAGGCAUAUCAACAGUAAAGCUAAAAGUGUCUGAAAAAACAACGAGUUUUCCAACCAAAGAUAUAACGAUACUACAUGAGGAGACCGAAUCGAUGCAAGAACAGAAACCUGAGUUAUCAUCACAGACUGAGGAGAUUAAACCAGAACCUGCAACAGAAACUGAAACUCAAAUGACUCCUGAAGCCUCCAUAGCUGAAGUGUCAACGGCUUUCACACCCGCACCAUCAACGGUUGAAGUACAUGCUGUAAUGAACAAUUGCGUAAAAGAAAGUUAUGCAGUUCAAACAGUAUCUGCCAAUCCAACAACGCUCGCUUUGACAGCCACGAAAAUAAUGUCCAUUUCAUCAAAACAAUUACUGCCUACAUCAAAUACAUCAAGUACAGUAACAACAGGGGACAAGCCAGCGGUGGCCUGCAAUGUAUCAUAUAGACAAAACUGUACGUGUACGCCCUUGAACGUCGUGACAUGCGGCACGGACGUCAAAUUCACAGAUUUAUAUUGUACCAGAGAAACAUCGGCAGGAGCAAUGGAUUCCUAUUAUGAAACACAAUUAUUACUGAACAAUCUGAUUAAGAAGGCUCUCAUGGGAAAAACGUCACUUCAGAUGCAGCCUGAUGGGAAAGAAGGGACCAAGAACCAACCACUGGUUUAUGUAACGACCAGCACCAAUACUCACGUGGGUCUAGAAACGAAAUCCAUAGGUGCCACUAUGUCGGAGAUAACCGAAUUCGUAGGCAUGUGCAAAACUGAAAUUGGCAUACAAUAUGCAGAAGAUAACACCGAUAAAGAGGAAGUUCCAGAUGAAAGUGAGAAAUUAGAAGACGAAUCAAGUUUAACAAGUGAAUGGCAAAAUCAGGUACCAAUGUGCACAGUGAACCAAAAGGCCAGCGAUUUACCAACACAAACUGAAUUUGAUGGACCGGGUCCCAACAAAUCCGCCUCAAUCAUGACGUCAUACUGUGGCCAAGCUCAAUCUAUACAAGUACCAGCAGUAUCCGUUUUCAAAGUGGAAACCAUAUCUAACAUUGAAAAACCUUCAUUCAAGCAGGCGGGCUCACAUUUAAAGUCCAGUAUUGAAAACCCUACGUCCAUAGAAAAACUUGCGUCCACAGAAGAACUUGCGUCCUUCUUCUCACAUAUGAGCUCGUCCACAGAAAAACCUGCGUCUAUAGAAAAUCAUGUGUCCACAGAAAAACCUACGUCUAUAGAAAAUCAUGUGUCCAUAGAAAAACCUGCGUCCAUAGUAAAACCUGCGUCCUUCUCCUCACAUAUGAGCUCGUCCACAGAAAAACCUGAGUCUAUAGAAAAACAUGUAUCCAUAGAAAAACCUGCAUCCAUAGAAAAACCUGCGUCCAUAGAAAAACCUGCGUCCAUAGAAAAACCUGCGUCCAUAGAAAAACCUGCGUCCAUAGAAAAACCUGCGUCCAUCUGCUCACAUAUGAGCUCAUCCACAGAAAAACCUGGAUCGAUAGGAAAACCUGCGUCCAUCUUCCCACAUAUGAGCUCGUCCACAAAAAAACCUGCGUCCACAGAAAAACCUGCGUCCAUUUCCUCACAUAUGAGCUCCGAUAAUCAAACUGACACUGACACAAACCCAACUAAUUUGAGCACGCGUCAGUCUGGUCAGAAGUCCGUAGAAUUCAGGCAGUCAAUCAAACCAAGUUACAAUACUUUGAACAAACCGAUUACUUCAAAGACUCAACGUGAAAACGAUAUCAAAAAGCAAAUAACUUCCCUAUCCCGAUUGAUGGGCAAGAAGAAACACAGUUCUACAAUCAGUACGCCAGUACUCGCACAAUUCUCAACGCCAUUUUGCAGUGACAUGACUGCCGAGAAUUGGAUGAAUGAGUGUCAUUCUAUGAGAAAUGCGUACCCAAAAAUGACCAUUUCUGACGAAGAUGAGGUACAGAACGACAAAAUUGCAAUCGGACCCCCAACAAUAACUUUAUCAAAGGACAGUCUAGAGGACGUACUACCCAUAAGCAGACUGAAAAAUAAAAGCUAUAUUAAAAAUAAUGACACCGAUAUCACUGUGAACCCUGUAAUGAUUGAUGAAGUUACAUCAGAUGAAAAUAUCCUUGUAACCAAAGAUGUCAAAGAGUCUAUACUUCAAGCUUGUCCAGAUAUUUGCGAAACAGGAACGGAGUCACUGCUGGAAACACGGAAAUCUGCCUGUGUGCUGACAACUCAAUGUGUUCUACCAUCUCCUUCACCCUGUUCUGGGAGCUUGCUUCCCGGGCACGGUUCCAACAACGAGUGCGUGUUUGUGUAUGGACAGCCUCAUUGCGCGACACACAGAAAAAGCGCCGACGCCCAAGUUCAGAUCGAGUCGACAGCCGACAGUGAUCAUUCCGUUGGUAUGCUGACAUCUCUGUGCGCGAUGCGAGCAAUGCGCAGUCAACGGAAAUCCAGCGUACGCAUUGCAGAAGUUUUGUCACCGAAAGUUUACAAGGCUUUGUAUGAGACCACGAAGUUGGUGGUUAGCGACUCGAACAAACCCAACAGAGGAAACAGUGAUGUGUUCAGAAUCGAUGCAGAGGUCGAAGCAGGAAAGGUUCCCGACGUAAGGUCAGCAGGCGUGGUUACUUCAGACGACCGUCCCUGCAGUCUCCUGGGGCACCAGAGUUCGUGCAACGAUAGAGGCACUCAUGGGAAUAACCUCUGCACAUUAUACCGCGUCACUAAAAACGACGAAAAAGCUCUCACUCAAACGAAUUUUUUCAACGUGGCAGAUGAUGCUAUAGAAGGUCUUGAUGAAUAUCUGCGGAGUCACCUGGUUACAUCAUGUCGUUACUACAGCGACUUGCUUACGAAACAAUUGGGUCGUGUCAAAAAUAACUUGGCGAGACACCUAGCGCAACCUAUGGAGGAACCAGUACAAACUGCUUGCUUACCAGUGUUUAAAGUCGAAGCCUGCACAAUGAAACCAAGUGGUCGCGCCGCUUUAGCCAGCCAGACGAUUAAACACCCUUAUUGCAAACCCACAAGACACAUGUCUUGCUGCAUACUUUCCCCAGCAAUAAGCCUAACAGAUAUUUGUAAAAACGACAAGACUAAUUUAAAGUCAGUUUAUUACAUGUUAUCCGCAAUAGAAGGGAGAUUGAGAAGGCUCAAGUUAAGCACCCACAAUGUAUACUAG
This is a messenger RNA of Spodoptera littoralis (African cotton leafworm), 5844 nucleotides long. The record is from the annotation of a GenBank genome assembly. Lineage: Eukaryota; Metazoa; Arthropoda; Insecta; Lepidoptera; Noctuidae.